Messenger RNA from Propithecus coquereli (Coquerel's sifaka), 1191 nucleotides. RefSeq names its product activity-regulated cytoskeleton-associated protein (gene ARC). Bases 1 to 1191 code for a protein of 396 amino acids. NCBI's taxonomy places the organism in Eukaryota, Metazoa, Chordata, Mammalia, Primates, Indriidae. The transcript has a single exon. The record is from RefSeq and is a predicted model, not a curated record. Gene Ontology annotation, molecular function: mRNA binding. Gene Ontology annotation, biological process: modulation of chemical synaptic transmission; positive regulation of AMPA receptor activity.
AUGGAGCUGGACCAGAGGACGAGUGGCGGGCUCCAUGCCUACCCGGGGCUGCGGGGCGGGCAGGUGGCCAAGCCCAACGUGAUCCUGCAGAUCGGUAAGUGCCGGGCCGAGAUGCUGGAGCACGUGCGGAGGACCCACCGGCACCUGCUGACCGAGGUGUCCAAGCAAGUGGAGCGCGAGCUGAAGGGGCUGCACAGGUCGGUGGGCAAGCUGGAGAACAACCUGGACGGCUACGUGCCCACCAGCGACUCGCAGCGCUGGAAGAAGUCCAUCAAGGCCUGCCUGAGCCGCUGCCAGGAGACCAUCGCCAACCUGGAGCGCUGGGUGAAGCGCGAGAUGCACGUGUGGCGGGAGGUGUUCUACCGCCUGGAGCGCUGGGCCGACCGCCUGGAAUCCAUGGGCGGCAAGUACCCGGUGGGCAGCGAGCCAGCCCGCCACACCGUCUCCGUGGGUGUGGGGGGUCCCGAGAGCUACUGCCAGGAGGCUGAUGGCUACGACUACAGCGUCAGCCCCUACGCCAUCACCCCGCCACCGGCUGCCGGCGAGCUGCCGGGGCAGGAGCCGGCUGAGGCCCAGCAGUACCAGCCCUGGGGCCCGGGUGAGGACGGGCAGCCGAGCCCCGGCGUGGACACGCAGAUCUUCGAGGACCCUCGGGAGUUCCUGAGCCACCUGGAAGAGUACCUGCGACAGGUAGGCGGCUCUGAGGAGUACUGGCUGUCGCAGAUCCAGAACCACAUGAACGGGCCAGCCAAGAAGUGGUGGGAGUUCAAGCAGGGCUCCGUGAAGAACUGGGUGGAGUUCAAGAAGGAGUUCCUGCAGUACAGCGAGGGCACGCUGUCGCGGGAGGCCAUCCAGCGUGAGCUGGACCUUCCGCAGAAGCAGGGUGAGCCACUGGACCAGUUCCUGUGGCGCAAGCGGGACCUGUACCAGACUCUGUACGUGGAUGCUGACGAGGAGGAGAUCAUCCAGUAUGUGGUGGGCACCCUGCAGCCCAAGCUCAAGCGCUUUCUGCGCCACCCACUGCCCAAGACCCUGGAGCAGCUCAUUCAGCGGGGCAUGGAGGUGCAGGGUGGCUUGGAGCAGGCGGCUGAGCCGGCUGGCCCUCAUGCCCCCACUGAGGACGAGUCCGAGGCCGUCACGCCUGCCCUCACCAAUGAGUCUGUAGCCAGUGACCGGACCCAGCCCGAAUAG